GAUCUUAUGACUGUUGACCCUUCUGUGUGUGUUUGCAGCUUCUCAUCACAAUCUCCUUCAAUCAACCCGUCAAACUCUUCUCCCUGAAACUGCUGUCUGCUGAACUCGCUCAAGCUCCGAAGAGUGUGAAGAUCUUCAUUAAUCUUCCUCGUUCCAUGGGUUUCGAUGACGCGGAGAGAAGUGAAGCCACGCAGGUGCUGGAUCUGUCCGAGGAAGACUACAAAGAUGACGGACUCAUCCCGCUCCGAUACGUCAAGUUUCAGAACGUCAACAGUGUGACUUUAUUUAUCAAGUCAAACCAAGGAGACGAGGAGACGACAAAAGUGAACUAUUUGACAUUUAUCGGCACUCCUGUCCAGGCAACAAACAUGAACGACUUCAAACGGGUUGUGGGUAAGAAGGGAGAAAGUCACUGAAGAGGAAAAGACGACACGACAUAUUGCUGCAAUCUCUCCACGGGCGUCUCUCUCCGCCAACAUGACUGGGCAAAAUCAACACACACACACACACACGGAGCUGAGAGCCGGAUACGUCCCUCAGUUUGCCAUCAGAGGGAGAGGGAGCGAGAGAAGAUACAGCUUUGUCUCAAUGAGGCCGUGUAUCACCAAUAAUUUUUAUCUGAAAACCUCCUGAAAAUGUUCCUGUAAAUAAAGUCGAACCUUUUUCAAAGGCA
This is a messenger RNA of Pimephales promelas (fathead minnow), 673 nucleotides long. The record is from RefSeq and is a predicted model, not a curated record. Lineage: Eukaryota; Metazoa; Chordata; Actinopteri; Cypriniformes; Leuciscidae.